UGACAUCCUGCAGCCGACACGUCCUCCUGAUACUCAAGGGCUUCAGCAACAGGCAUAUCCUAAUUACUUGAGAGAAGGGGUUUACCCAGCAUCACAACACAAAAGGGACUCAAGUUUUGGAACUCCCUGUCAGGAAACGCUCGGCAGAUUUUCUGUUCGGGUACCGUCUGGUUCUUGUCUCUGCUGCUCCAAGUUGUUUUUCUCUCUUAAUCAGCAAUGCUUCCCCCGGCCAUGGAGGGCAAGAUUGAGGACACUGUGGACCUCAACCUGCAGUACCCCAGUGUGAGUGAGCGGUACUGGACUAAGUACUAUUUCAUACCAAAGGAGAGGAAGAAACCAGGCAGCAGUGGGGAGGAGAAGGGGAGCAUGAAUGAGGGAACUGGAGAGACAGAGAAGGGAAUGGAGAACGUGAUGAAGGAGGAUGACGAGACUGAAAAAAUGGAUGUAGACUCAAACCACACGGAGGAGAAGGAUGAUAGGUUGUGUCUGCCUAGAGAGGGCACAGCAGAACACCCCAAGAUGACGUACUCCAGCCUGGACAGCAGCGGCCAUGUGUGUGUGAUGGUGCAUACCAAUAAACUGUGCCUGGUGACCCUCUCUGACAGGCACCCUGCGUUGGCACCCGGCCAGGAGAUCACACAGGUGAGCUACGAGGUGGGCAAGUUUAACCGCCUAGACAACCAGGUGUCUGGGAAGGGGAAGCGGGGUGCCCAGAUGAUGGGUCCUCAGUCACCUGUGUGCAUCAUUACCUGUGCUGACGGCUCCAGGCAUCUUGUGCUGGCUGGCGUACAUGGCAAGCUGGUGGAGGUCAAUGAGCGACUUCUGGCCAACCCCAAGCUACUGAGGGAGAGGCCAGAUGCUGAGGGCUACCUGGCUGUCAUCCUGCCGCCCAUCAAGAACGGAGAUGGCCCGCUCAGGCGCCUCAUCACCGCCGAACAGUACCAAGAGAUGUGCUCCUGAGACGCUGCUCCCAUCAACUGUUGCUGCUUGUAUUUCUUGGCCAUUGCUCUGCUGCUUGGUGUCUUUUCAUGUCCUCAAUUUGCUGGGAGGUUUUUGAGUCAUUACUUUGCCAUAUGUUCUCAGUUUAAGCUCUAGUAUCAUUGAUUUAUUAUUUUUCAUUAUUGUGUACUGUUAUUAUUUUCUUUAUCAGUCAGUUAUGAAGUUCUAGUUACAUGCUGAAGAAAAUGUUACUGUAAAUCUUGAGUCAAGCAACACAAGCAUCAUAACACAUUCAUUUCCACUCUAAGAAGCAUUUUUCCUUCAGUCUCAACUCUAAUCUGCUGCCAGUCUAACAAAGCUCAAUAGGUUCUAAGCAGAUGAGGGGACUUGAGAAUGAACGAAGAAGCUAAACAUAACAUGUCUCCCUCAGUCUGAACUCUUCCACUCUGCUGCCAGUGUAACAAAAGAUUCUCAGCAAAUCAGAGGACUUGAGAGUGAGGAAAGGAGCUAAACAGAGGAAGUAAUGUUUGACUUUACCCAGACUGGACACUUCACCUUAUUUUUGUGAUGGAUCUGAGCCAGGCAAACUACAUGGGGAGUAAGGAAGCCAAGUGCUGAUAGUGUCAUGUAGUGUUGGCUUUAGUUAGUUAGUUGUAGAUCACUGUUAGGUGUUUAAUGAUUUGGUUUGCUAUGGCUAGUGAUGUACCUCAGAUUUUUGUAGUUAUAAUUUCAUGUUCUUGAUAGGUAUUUUUUUUAAGUUCAUGUUAGUAAUUAGUUUGAUGCUCAUAACUUGGUGGUUUUCUAUGGUUAUUUGUGUACUUCUAGAGAUUGUUGCUGUGAUGUAUAUUGUGUAGGCUAAUUUUAAAGUCUUAUUUCAGUUUUUGAAUAUGUAUUGCUGUUUUAUAUUACUUUCAAGUAUUCCAUAAGGGUUCCUGAUGAAUGUAAGCCACACAGUACAAUAUAAUGACACUUUAGUGAGCAAGUUAAAGAUAGGAGCCUUUAUAGAAGACUAGAAAGCAAUGCAAGACACCAGUAACCAAUAGAAGACCACCGAGUUAUGAGUCAACACACGGGGUAAAGAUAGGAGCCUUUAUAGAAGACUAGAAAGCAAUGCAAGACACCAGUAACCAAUAGAAAACCACUGAGUUAUGAGUCAACACACAGGGUAGUGACCUAUCAGCACUUGGCUUUUUGUCCGGUAAAGGCUCAUGCUGUUUGCUUGGCUCAGGUGUGGAUGGGAUGAGAGGAUGCAGUUUUAAAGGGGAGUAGACAUAUUGGCCUUUAGUUGAAGGCAGGUAAUAUUGUAGGAAUGUAUACUGGUAGGUGAGGAUGAAGGAAUGAAAAAUAAAUAGAGGUUAUGAAUGGAGUUAUAUAUUUGAAUUUCUGAGGAAGGCAAGCAAUGUACAAGAUUUAUAAGGAAAACAUUUUAUUGUAUUUGAUGUACAUAUGAGAAGAUUACAAGAAAGCCUUUGUAUAUAAAAAAAAAAAAAAAAUAUUGAUAUGAGA
Molecule: messenger RNA, 2445 nt
Organism: Scylla paramamosain (green mud crab)
Lineage: Eukaryota; Metazoa; Arthropoda; Malacostraca; Decapoda; Portunidae
Product: protein Abitram-like
Exons: 4
Coding region: 217-960 (247 amino acids)
Biological process (GO): dendrite morphogenesis; regulation of filopodium assembly; regulation of actin filament polymerization
Cellular component (GO): lamellipodium; dendrite; nucleus
Molecular function (GO): actin monomer binding; actin filament binding
Source: RefSeq, a predicted model, not a curated record